UAAGCCCAAAAGGGUAGAAAAAGGAAAGGGCAACGGCAUGAGCGAACCACUCAAAACCAGCAGUGGCCGCCUAGGAGUGCUCACUUCUCAUUUGCUCACUGCUGCUCCUCUCAGUCUCAGGGCUAUGGCUUCCGAGAAAGAGGCUGCUCUCGCUGCCGUUCCUUCUGAUUCUCCUACCAUAUUUGAUAAGAUAAUUAACAAGGAAAUACCAUCCACCGUUGUGUACGAAGAUGAAAAGGUUCUAGCUUUCAGGGAUAUAUCUCCUCAAGCACCAGUUCACAUCCUAAUCAUACCUAAAGUAAAGGAUGGGCUUACUGGAAUUUCUAAGGCAGAGGAGAGACACUAUGAGAUUCUUGGCCGUCUUCUUCACACAGCCAAGCUUGUUGCAGAACAAGAAGGUCUUCAGGAUGGCUACAGGCUUGUGAUCAACGACGGGCCAAAAGGAUGUCAAUCCGUUUACCAUCUUCACAUCCAUCUGCUUGGGGGACGUCAAAUGAACUGGCCAGCCGGCUAAGAUGGAAUUUAUACGGUACUCGCUACGAAUCUCUCUGGCUGCACACUCUGAAUUGAAGUAGCUGUAAUUUUAAUAAAAGUGUUUAUGAACUUUGCCUGCCUCUUACAUUGCAACUGAUAUAAACUUCCUUUGUUCGGUACAUUCGUAACAUGUGCAGACAUAUUUCGUGGGCUUUUAAAAGUUUCCUAAGACCUCA
Messenger RNA from Andrographis paniculata, 710 nucleotides. RefSeq names its product 14 kDa zinc-binding protein. Gene Ontology annotation, biological process: sulfur compound metabolic process; purine ribonucleotide metabolic process. The record is from RefSeq and is a predicted model, not a curated record. Gene Ontology annotation, molecular function: adenylylsulfatase activity. The transcript is spliced from 5 exons. The coding region runs from base 38 to 514 and encodes 158 amino acids. Gene Ontology annotation, cellular component: cytoplasm. Lineage: Eukaryota; Viridiplantae; Streptophyta; Magnoliopsida; Lamiales; Acanthaceae.